AGAGUUAAUUAUUUGAACCACAGUCUGAACAAAUUUAGCUUGCCACAUGUGCAGGAGGUUUUUGUACGAGCAGUAAUAGGGAUUGUAUCACUGUGGUACACUUUUGGUAGCGGCACCAGACUUGAUGUUGGAAGUAAGUAACAAGCUCUUUUGAUAUUUAUUUCAGCUAUUAUUUUUUUGUAUUUUACUUUCUUAAACGCUGUCUACGAAAAUAUUGCGAUUUUACAUAUUUUACUUUCUAAAAAAUAUAGUUAUUUCUAUUACUUUUGACGAAGCCUUCUUUCAAAUGACAUUUUGUUUAACUAAAAUGUUAAAAUGUAGGUGUUUAUGUAUAUGUCUGGUUUGAUGGAUUGCAGAGUAUAAUUCUAGAAUGAUAACUACUUAAUAAUUUCGAAUAUUGUUGUUGCAUUGUGUAUUACUGUUUGUGUCCGAUGGUUGAUCUUUAACUCUCAAAUAUUUUUGGUUAAAUUGAGCUUUUGAAUGAGCCUUCUUUCAAAUAGAUAUUUAUGGAAUCAAAAUGAUAAAUUGUAGGAUUAUUUGUAUGUCUGAUUUGUAUAUUUCCGGAUUCUGAUAUAACAACUAUUUAAUAGUAUAGUAUAUAGUAUUAAUCAUUGUUGAAUUGUGUUCAUGGUAGACUUCACUGUUAGUGUGAAGACAAAGGGUCUCAGUUAUGUUUGUAACAGACUUCAUGAUCUAACAAGGUUGAUAUGUGAUGAAAAUACUAUGAAUAUGAGUAGGCUAUUCUGAUCAGAUCCAUUCCUAAACAAUAUCUGUAUGACAUGUGUAACUGACACCGUAUGACUUGUAACUCUAGUUAUUUAACCACUUUAUACUUGUUUGGUUCAUAAAUCUGCUUUGUAUCAUAUUACUUUAGUGUUUUCUCCACAUCUUUUAAACUAUCUAACUUCUACAUUCAUAUUUAAGAGGUCACUUUAUUUUGAUGCGUACUUUGCUGAAUAUAAUAUCUUACUGUAGCUGUACUUGAUGUUGUUACUUAGUUGAUGAUUUCUGUUUGUUACAGGUAACAGUGCCCCCACCCUCACCGUCCUGCCCCCCUCUAGUGAGGAGCUGUCCAUUACAACAACAGCCACACUGACGUGUCUGGCCAACAAGGGCUUCCCCUCAGACUGGACCAUGAGCUGGAAAGUGGACGGGACCAGCAAGAAGCAGGAGGCCAGUCCCGGGGUCCUGGAGAAGGACGGCCUGUACAGCUGGAGCAGCACCCUGACUCUCACUGCCCAGGAGUGGACCAAGGCAGGAGAGGUGACCUGUGAAGCCCAGCAGAAAUCCCAGACUACAGUCACCAAGACCCUGAGGAGGGCUGACUGUUCU
This is a messenger RNA of Coregonus sp. 'balchen', 1332 nucleotides long. The record is from the annotation of a GenBank genome assembly. Lineage: Eukaryota; Metazoa; Chordata; Actinopteri; Salmoniformes; Salmonidae.